UUGCAAUGGCGGAAGCAGACGUCGAGGAGAUAGAAGCACUAAAGGCAGAAUUCGAAUGGAUUUUGCAAGAAGAAGUGAACAUAGUGUUGCAGCAGCUGCAGGAUAUCAUGCUGGAAUGCUCCAAGCGCUUUCCGCACUCAUUUUCCGACCAAGAAAAUCUUGUCAAGACCGACAAGCUGAUUCUGAACAGUACAAGCUCCACAUCUACUCCCGAGCAAAUCAAAGUCCUGGCAACAAUGUCAGGGGAUAGCAUCAGCCAUGCAGACAUCGCACUGCGCAUUCCCAAACAUCCUGGCACCACCCUGAGGACAAUAGUGCAAAAUGACUGCCAGUGGAAGCUCCAGCAGGUUCAAGACGCAGGCAACAACCUGAUGACUGCUCUGCAACUGCUCACACCACCACCACCAAGCACGAAGUUUGAGUUCAAGUCUGCAGAAGAGGUCACUCAGCUCAUGACUACCGUGAUGGGUUGCCUGCAGAGGGGUCGGGCGAGCCUCAUAAUUCCGAAGAAACGCACCAUCGACGAGAUCCUCGGAAGCCGGAACAUGAAGUCCCUGCAACCACCCCUGCCUCAAGACCUGGGUGCCAGCUUCUACGUGCAGUCCCACAAGCUCAUCUUUGCCGUGUACUACGUCCACAAGGACUCGCACGGACAGCCCAAGUUUGACGUCUUUCAGGCCGAAACAUCUGUUCCCUGGCUGAGUGAAGUCCUCGUACUCUUCACCAUAGCCCUGCAGCUCUGCCAGCAGCUUAAAGAUAAGGUUGGCGUGUUCUACCAGUACAGGGAGUUCCAUAUCCCGUAAUAGAAGAGGCACAAGCUCACAAGCUUGUGCUGUGAGAGGGGACAAAGGGGAAGGUGUAUUCAUAGAGAAAUACUUAAGGAACAACAACAAACUACAGCGUUGCCACACUACCAAAGCUGCACUAUGCCUAUGGAAGCGCAGUUCCUCUACAACGUUCCAGUUGGCAUCGCCACUACUGGCCCAGGCAGCUGAAAGAACUCAACUCGCCCAAAUGAUUUUUACUCUUAUUCUCUGUCCUUUCUCCCAGUGCUCGAAAAAGAAAAGGUCACGGGUAUCCAAGUGGAAGGCAUUAGUGUAGUGAGAAAAAAAAAAAGCGAUUGUACUAUGUCGUAUGCUGGCAAAACCAUAAUGGUGUGAACCAUAUGUAGGCUUAACUCCAGUUGUGACAUAGCACCUCUUGCAAUGCUACUGAUGCCUGUGUUUUCAACUUUUCUUGUAUGUCCCUUAGCUUUUUUUUUUUCAUGUAUUACACUAUAUUAAAUUAAUAUCUUUAUAUGCAAAAGUCAAAUGAGUAUAUCUUAGAAUAACUAAUACUUUUUUUUCGCACUGUGCGAAUUAUUUUUUCUAUCAACACGACUCCGUGUAGCAAGCAUGACUUGUCUGACUUAUGGGCAUCCCUGACGGAUAGUAAGCCCUUAAAGGUAGAUUGCCAACACACGCACUGUAUCACAUCAGUCGGUCUUACACUCUGUUGAAGGCUCUGUGGCCAUUUUUUUGUUUUCAUGAGUUUUUUAAAUUAUUCUAUAGAACAUAGAACAAAGACCACUGUCUUUUUUUCUUUUCAUUGAGUUUCUAAGAUGUCGCAUAUGCAUAAUAUGUAACAAAUUUUUGUUUUUGAAAUGUGCUUUGGGUUCACAUUUCAGUUUGAGUGUGGGAGAGCUGUAUAGCUGCAUGCCGCUGCGAGGAAUGUUAGAAAAGGCAGCUGUUUUGCAUUGUCUCAACAAUAGAUCCUUAUGCAUGUGACAAAUCAACAUUUUUCCUUAAUCUAAGCACCUUGCAAUGAAUGGUGUUUGUAUGCAAUCUGACACUUAGAUUAGUGGCAUUAUCGUCGGAGACCAAUAAGAUGUGAAGAUGAGAAUUGGAUCAGCUUAAAUAAGACUGCCGCUAAUACUUUGUAGCGAACAGAAUUACGAUUCGCUUCAACUUUCUGUGCAGCUGUGUACGCAGCAUCCAUAACAACGAUGGCUGCGUAAGAAGGCCACGUUCGACAUAAAGGAUGUGCGCAGAACUUGUGCUCAUGCGCACUAUGCAAAACGUGGCAUUCUUACAUAUGCGAUGCUUUUACAGACAAUGUAUGGCAGCACUGAAGCUUACUGCUGAUUCAAUUUCAGAAGUUCAAGUCAGCCGAACCUUAGUGUUUCAGUGUGGUCUUCUCGUUUCGUCUGUCUAUGAUGUAGAGUUUGCUGUGUCGUCAGAGCAUCCUUCAGUCUGUACCUUUGCAUUCGUCUACUCUAGAACUGUACACCUCGAUCCUAUCUUUCCCACUUUCACCAAAAGUAGCCAACUAACAAUGAAUAGAAUUGCAUUGUCUUAGUGUUUAAUCGUAGAUUCGGUACAUUGCAGAGUGCCAGUUGGCUAGAUAGUUUACGAAGCAAUAACUUCACUCUGCCAGCAUGCAUGUGUAAUGAUGAGCAUAGUGCACGUGCCAGACUUGGGAGGCAUCGUAAAGCAUUGAGUGAUAGCUGCCACUUAUAGAAGCUGUUUCUUCAAAUUUUUAAUAAUUUUUUUCUGCAUGUUUGCGUUAUAGUUGGUGCAUGUAUAUUAUGAAGAACUGUUUAUGUAUACAUAUUUUAUAUAUAUACAUACAUUAGGUUUUACACUUAUUACAAUGGAACUCAGAAGAAAAAGAAACUGACUUUUGUUGUGGAUUUUAAAUGAGAUGCUGAAAAUAUACUCUUCUUUUUAAAUAAAAAAAGAGGCAGUAUUAUUUUUUUCUGCUAAGAUUUUUCUGCCGGGAGUGUGCAUCAAUGGUCAUGCAACAUAUUCGUUAAGCACGCACACUUCAAUAGCUAAGUCUUUUUCUGCACUGAGGUUUGUCCUACUCAAUAUUCCUGCAUUGUGCCACGUUGCCAGUUAAUACUUUGACUUUCCAACAAUACAUGUGACAAAGCACUUUUAAGUCUUCCUUGUAAAAUAUUUCAUUACUAAAUAAUAUAAUAGUACUAGCACAUUGCAAGCAGCUUUGUGGCGGCUCGUACAAUCGUUUGUACUUCGCACAGUAGUAUACACACCAAAAUGUUACAAAUUUAUGUUUGGUCCACGUCGCAGUUACCUUCGAGUUGCAUUUGUCGGCGUGGUUUUACAUCACUCAGAUUUUGUACGUGGGUCACACUUCCCGCCGUACAAUGCCUCACCGGCGUGCAAUGGUGUAUUUUGUAAGACAGCAGUGGCCAUGUGUGUCCAAAAGCAUCAAACCGAUUGGCCAACACAGCUUGCUGCUUUGAAAACUAUGUUUUGAAGGAGCUGUUGUUAGUAAGGACAGGCUAUGCCAGAACUUCACAGAAAAGAAAAAAACGGGUCCAAAUUCAAUUUCCGUACAAAAAUGCAUGGUACUGAACUUCAUUACACUCUCAUUUUUCUUUGCUUGCUAACUUGGUGCACAACUUUGAGUACAUUUGCUCUAUAAUUGUGUUUCUGCAGACAGAAGCAAGUGUGGGCUUACAAAAAUUGAACCAUUUCAAUUUGGUCACAUAGCCUGAACCAUUGAACUGUGUCUAUCCCCUCAUUAGAGAGAAUAGACGUGAUGCGAGGCCAAUACUUUGUUUAUUGAGUCAUACUGACAGUUGUCAGAAGUUUAAUUAGAGACGUACUACAUCAUUAAAAGGCAUGAACAUGUAUGCCAAGAUUACUGAAAUUUUUAACUGAUAAUCUGGCUCUUCACAAAAAUCUCUUGUUUGCGUUAGUGUUUAUUUGCAUAACUUGCAUUGAACUGUAGCCUGUUAAUGCAGUGUUUGCAAUUGCAGUGAAUUGUUGGUUGCAUCGCUGAAGAACAGCGACAUAACUAAGCAGGGUAACCUAUUGGCUCUUACACAUUCAGCAUUUGGAGGGACAAACACUUCACUAGUAAGUUAGCUCGCUACAACGGUUAAAAAAAGCAGUGGUUGCAUUAUUUAAACACAAUAAUAAACACUUCCUGUGGCAGCAUGUGACAAUUUCUUAACAAAUGGUACGCUCCGUAAGUCACAAGAACAAAAUGAUUGUGUUCAUCUGCCCUGAAAGGCGAAAAAUGGCAGAGCAGUUUUGCUACUUCAAACGUUAGGUGACAGCGCUGUUCUAUUUGCCAUAUCUUGAAUUUUGGACCUUUGUCAUUCAGCAGCACUGUAGGUUCAUGCUAUAUUCAUUACUUAUGAAUAUAAAUCAAGACAAGUGCUAAAUUGAAGGACAGCAUUGCAGUUUACCAGAAAAGUGCAGCCUGUACGCCAAAUCUGAGCAAAAAAGACUCGCUGCCUCAAGUAAAUGAGUAAAUUUAGAGCGAGCUCCAGUGUCAACGAAACAUUCCACACAGUCUGCUAUCACUGCAUUGUAAAGCAGUAUUUUGUGGGUACUUAUUUAAAUGCAGGAGCAUCUUCUCAUUUGCGACCAAUCGCUUCAGUUGAUGAAGGAAGCACCAUGCAAAAUGGUCGUUGUGUGUCACUACAGUCAUUGACAGAUGGUCACCAGUGAACAUUAGGCUGAAAGCUUCCUGUCAUACAUGGUAGGUGAACGCAUUAGUGAGGCUGUUUUGCACGGUUAUAUUGUUUUGAUACUAGUGGAAAUACGAAACACUGAAUAGCUUUUCAGCAGUGUCUCAUGGAUGUCCACUUUUAAAAGAACAUUCUGUAGUAUACUUUUGAAUUUUUUAUACUGUUUGUUGACAUUGUUUACUACUUGUGCCAUUCUUUUUUGUUAUUUGUAUACUGAUGAGUUAGAAACAAUAAAAUGAUCCUAACACAAUUA
Molecule: messenger RNA, 4739 nt
Organism: Rhipicephalus microplus (southern cattle tick)
Lineage: Eukaryota; Metazoa; Arthropoda; Arachnida; Ixodida; Ixodidae
Gene: rogdi
Product: rogdi atypical leucine zipper
Cellular component (GO): RAVE complex
Source: RefSeq, a predicted model, not a curated record